CUAACUAAUAAUAAUAAUAAUCAAUUCCAGCUUUCUGAAUCAGUAGAGAAACAGAAACUUGCAGAAAAUAGCAGAGUCCCCCUGACUGCAGACAUGGCUUCAAUGAGCAUGACAGCUUCUCUCCUACCGAGCACCAGCUCAACUUGGACCAGACUUCCUUCGACAACUGCCCGCAGAGGGGUGAUUGUGGCCAAGGCCUCAGAAGCUGCUGAAGGAGAGAAGGGGAGCAUGGAACUGAAGCAAGGGAGCAACAAUGGGAGGAGGGAGCUGGUUUUUGCAGCCGCAGCUGCUGCUGCUUGCUCCAUUGCAAACGUUGCCAUGGGUGCGGAAGAGCCAAAGGCUGGGACACCACAAGCUAAGAAAAAGUAUGCUCCUAUUUGUGUGACGAUGCCUACAGCUCGUGUGUGUCACAAGUGAGCAUCUGAUGUUUUUCUAAGAUUUAAUGUUGAUUUUAAUUGAGAUUCAAGUAAAAGUUUGCGUCUUUUUAUUGGAGAAUCCUUGUUAUGUUUCUCCUCUUCUCCUUGUACCUACGUUCACUAGUUAGUCAUGAGUCUAAUCUAUAUAAUAUAUAAUAUUUCUAGCUUAAACUUCAACUACAUUGGGUUGGAAUUAAUACGUGGAAGGUGGUGAAGAACCAUCAAUCCAAACCCAUGCUUAGAGAUUGGGAAGAAACUCUAGUUCCAGGUUAGAUUUAAUUAGCACUAAUUUGCAAAGUCAAUGAUGUGGAAUUCGGAAAUGUGGUCAAUCACUGCCAAACGAAAAUAGAGGCAGCCAUACAUGUAGGAUUGGGACAUUUGUUUAUGUUAUUUGGAUUUAGGAUAA
Molecule: messenger RNA, 822 nt
Organism: Theobroma cacao (cacao)
Lineage: Eukaryota; Viridiplantae; Streptophyta; Magnoliopsida; Malvales; Malvaceae
Product: Photosystem II 5 kD protein
Source: RefSeq, a predicted model, not a curated record